Plasmodium yoelii is the source of this 2802-nucleotide messenger RNA. RefSeq names its product conserved Plasmodium protein, unknown function. The transcript has a single exon. NCBI's taxonomy places the organism in Eukaryota, Apicomplexa, Aconoidasida, Haemosporida, Plasmodiidae. The coding region runs from base 1 to 2802 and encodes 933 amino acids. The record is from RefSeq and is a predicted model, not a curated record.
AUGAAAUUACAUAAUAAUAAUUGUAUUAAUGAGAAUUUUCGAAAAAACAUUGGAAAUUAUGAAGCUCAUUAUAUGCAUUCAAAUCAUCAGAGCAAAACUAUUAACUAUAAUAACAAUAGCAAAGAUGUAGGCGGCAACAUUAUAAUUAUAAAUGAGAAAAAUGAAAAGUUUUGUACUAACACCAAUCGUAUUUUAUCAGGCUAUAAUAAUGUCAUUGAUAUUAGCAAUAUGGAAAAAUGUACUGAAGACCUUAACAAUAAUAAUCAUAUUGAGAAUAAUGAAAAAGAUAUCAUGAAUAUACAUAAUAUAAAUUAUAUUUUUAAUAACACUGAUAGUGAUAGAAAUUUUUUUGUGGAUUGUCUUGACAACAUAUGUAAAAAUCAGGAUAAAAUGAAUGGAGACGACAAUAACUAUGAUAAAAAAACUAAUAUUACCAUCAUCGAUAAUAAAAAAGAUAAUGACAAUGAUGAAAAUAAGAAAGGCAAUGACAAUAAUGAAAAUAAAAAAGAUAAUGAUAAUGAUGAAAAUAAGAAAGAUAAUGACAAUAAUGAAAAUAAAAAAAAUAAUGAUAAUGAUGAAAAUAAGAAAGAUAAUGACAAUAAUGAAAAUAAAAAAGAUAAUGAUAAUAAUGAAAGUAAGAAAGAUGGUGACAAUGAUGAAGAUAAAAAAGAUAAUGAUAGUGAUGAAAGUAAGAAAGAUGGUGACAAUGAUGAAGAUAUUUGCAAGAAUGUAUACGAAUUAAAAAGCGAUGAACAUGAUGUAGAAAUUAGUUCUGCUUCAUACAUCAGUGAUAAUAAAAUAGAUAUGCCUGAAAAAUGCAAUGGGAAUACAAUUGAAAAUAACAACAAAGAAAAACUAUUAAACGAUGAGAUUUCUGCAAAAAAACAAAAGACUGUAAGAAUAUUGAAUAAUGAAAUAAUUUCUACAAAUUUGGAUGAUAAUAAAAAUAAUAUAUUUGCACCAGGUUACACCAUGAAUCCUAGUGUGUCAAUUGGAGAUACACAACAUAAUAAUAAUAAUAAAAAUAAUAAUAAAAAUAAAAACAUAAAAUGUCAUGAAGAAAACAAACAAAAAAAUUGUGCUAAAUUAGAACAGCGUUUAAAAACGAAAUCACAUUUAGAUAAUAACAAUUUAACUGUGUGCGGAAAUUUAAAAAUAAAAGAUGAUGACAUAAAAAAUACAGACUCAACAACUGAAGAUAAUACCCAGAAACAUAAUGGAGUUUUACACACUAUAAAAAAAAAUGUGAACAGUUGCGAAACUUUUCAAAUGAUAAAUUCACGGGAUAAUUCCAUUUUAGAAAAAAGUUCUAUAAUUCAAACAGAUACCAUUGAUGAAGAAAAUGUAAAUAGAGUUAAAAUAGCAUAUAAAGAAAAAAUAAAAGAUAAUAAUGAUAUAAAAAAUGAGUAUUUUAAUAAUGAAAAUAGUGAUGUGUAUAUGUUAAGUAUUCAAGAAAACAGCAAUAUAGGAAAUAAUAUUUCCAAUUAUAGUUAUUCUUUGAAUAAAAAAAAUAUAUAUAAUGGCAAUGAACUUGAGCAUAAAGAAAUCUAUUAUAAUAAACCGCUUAUAGGAAUGAAAAAUUCUUUUAAGGGUCCCCUAAAUGUCCCUAUGCCAAGGUUAACUAGUGAUCAGAAUUUUCACAAAAAUAAUAAAUUAUCAUCGUGUAAAAAUGAAAAAAAUUUAUUUAGUUCAGGCAUAUUAGAAUUAAACCAUGAAAAAAAUAGUGAAAAUAAUUUGUUAUCUCGAAAUAUGUUAUAUAGCCAUAAUAAAGUAUUCAAUAAUAUAUUCCCUCAAAAUACAAAUGAUAAUGUUGAUGGACUUAAAUAUUUUGAUGAAUCACAAAUAAAUCAAAUAGAUAAUCAAAUAAAAGAUAAAUAUUUCAUUAAAAUGUCAAAAAUAUUUUCUAACUCAAAAGAUGAAUAUACAAAAUGGGUUUUACAAGAUGAAUAUAUGGAAAAUACGCAAACAAAAGACAAUAAAAUUGAUGAUUCUGGUAAUGAUAAACAAAUUAGCAAUUUACCAAAUGAUCUGAAAGAAAAUUAUAAUGAUGUAGUAAAAAAUGAAGAAAUACAAUGUCAUGUUGAAAUAUCACCAAAUACUUACAAUAAUUUAAAAAAUGGGUAUAGUGACAAAAAUACAAAUACAAACACGAUAAUAAAAGAUCAAAUUAAUACAAAAGAUAUAGAUGAAAAGGAUUGUGAAAAAUCCUAUUUUUGUUGUCCUAUAAAAGAGCAAACACCCGUUCCGAAUUCUACAAAUUCUGGAUUAUUAAAUACGAUAUUUCGAAAAAUUCUAUUUAAGAAGAAUAAUAAAUUUAUGAUAAAAUCAAAAAAUGGUUCUAAUAAUCUACGAAAAAAAUUACCUAAUAGGAAUUUUCAUAUCCCUAAAAAAUCCUUGACAUUACAUGCGUAUUCUUGUGGGACUAAAGUAAAAUCCACUAUAUUAUUUGAAAAACCAAGAUUGAAAAAUGAAAACAAAAAAGACAAUACUUCCAUACAAAAUAUAAAGGAUAAAUUUAAUAAUUUAACAUCAUUAUAUUCAACAGCUAUAGAUAAAAAAAUAAUUAAAAAUACUCCAAAAAAAGCAAAAAUAUAUAAUAAGAAACAUGUGAAUCCAUAUAAAUAUUGUGAAGCAAUGAUAUAUAAUAAUAAAGGACAUCACCAUGUAUUAAAUAGUAUGACCAACCUUCAUAAAGCAUACCCUAAGUGUGAAAUAAUAUGUAGAAUUCCAAAUAAAAAGAUUAAUUGUAUUCAUUAUAAAAAGUUUCCGACCCCUAAGAGAUUAAUUACAAAUCCGAUGUAA